Eruca vesicaria subsp. sativa (arugula) is the source of this 354-nucleotide messenger RNA. Lineage: Eukaryota; Viridiplantae; Streptophyta; Magnoliopsida; Brassicales; Brassicaceae. The record is from the annotation of a GenBank genome assembly.
AUGACUACCCGUAGAAGAACUCUCCUCAAGGUCAUCAUCCUUGGUGAUAGCAGGGAAGAGUUUCUGAUCCAGGCAACUCCGUCGGAUCCAGACAACUUUCCCUUUGUUGUAAUCGGUAAUGAAAUCAAUGUGGAUGGUGGAAACAGUCGGGUGGUCUCAGAGAAGAAAGCUCGAGCUUGGUGUGCAUCAAAAGGAAACAUUUCAUACUAUGAAACCUCUGUCAAAGAAGGCACCAAUGUAGAAGACACAUUCCUUUGUAUCACCAAGGAUGCAAAAAGAGUGGCGAAUAGGAAGAAAUGUAGGUUUUUAGAUUUUAUGCAGCUUCUUUUUUGCGGACCAGAGAACAUGCCUUAA